AUUUUGUGGAAGUGUUGGAAAAGUCAAAAUACAAUCUUUGAAACAAAAACUGAGAUAUUAAUGUAACACAACAGGGCCGGGUGACUAAAGUGUGAUUCUUCAGGACUCAACUGUGACUUUUGAAUCCUGUACUAAUAUUCAACGAUGGAGACUCCUGAUCUUGACACUGAUAAAAAAUGUAAACUCCAGGAGGAGAGAUCAGAAUCAGCAGCACCCAGCUGUAUCUCCGGAAAGAGUAAUCAGUCUGUGGUUCAUCCUGAGAAGUUUAAAGCUGGAGACUCCUCACCUCUACACAGUGAACUCCAGGGAGAGAGAUCAGGAUCAGCAGCACCCAGCUGUGUCUCCAUGAAGAGUGAUGUGUCGAUGGAUCAUCCUAUUGAGUUUAAAGCUGGAGACUCCUCACCUCUACACAGUGAUCCACAGAAGGCAGAAGACAGAAUAUCAAAGAGCAUCAUCACAGAUACAGGGCACGACCCAGAAUCUGCUGCUGUAAAUGAAUGCCAGAAAAUUUUUAAAUUAAAUCUGAUUAAGAAGUUUCAGUUCUUGGAUGGAGUGGUAAUAAACCUGAGAACCCAAACACUCCUGAAUGUGAUCUAUACAGAGCUUUACAUCACAGAGGGAGACAGUGGAGAAGUCAAUAAUGAACAUGAGGUGAGAGAAAUCAAAGCAUCGUUCACAAGAAUAACAACAGAGGAAACACCAAUCAAAUGCAAUGACAUCUUUAAGCCCUUAUCUGAACAAGACGAACCCAUCAGAUCUGUGCUGACAAAGGGAGUCGCUGGCAUCGGAAAAACUGUCUCUGUGCAAAAGUUCAUUCUGGACUGGGCUGAAGGGAAAGAAAAUCAGGACGUCCAACUCAUAUUUCCACUUCCUUUCAGAGAGCUGAAUUUGAUGAAAGACCGGAAACUGAGUUUGAUGGAGCUCCUUCACGUCUUUUUUAAAGAAACAAAAGACACCGAAAUGUUCAAUUGGGAAAAGGUUCUGUUUAUUUUUGAUGGAUUGGACGAGUGUCGUUUUCCCCUAGAUUUCCAGAACACAGUGAGAGUGUGUGAUGUAACUGAAGCUGCAUCAGUGCCUGUGCUCCUGAUAAACCUGAUCAAAGGGAAUCUGCUUUCCUCUGCUUUCAUCUGGAUCACCUCCCGACCUGCAGCAGCUGAUCAAAUCCCCUCUAAAUGUGUCCAUCGAGUCACAGAGGUACGAGGGUUCAAUGACCCACAGAAGGAGGAGUACUUCAGGAAGAGGAUCAGUGAUCAGAGCCUGGCCAAUAACAUCAUCACACACCUGAAGUCAUUAAGGAGCCUCUACAUCAUGUGUCACAUCCCAGUUUUCGGCUACAUUUCAGCCACUGUUUUAGAGAGAAUGUUUGAUGAAGCAGAGAGUGGAGAGAUCCCCAAGACUCUGACUCAAAUGUACACACACUUCCUCAUCAUUCAAAUAAACAUAAUAAGAGAAAAGUACUCAAAGAAGCAGGAGAGUGAUGAAGAAAUGCUUCUUAAACUGGGACAACUGGCUUUUAAGCAGCUGGAGAAAGGGAACCUGAUCUUCUAUGAGGAAGACCUGAGAGAGUGUGGCAUUGAUGUGAGAGAAGCAGCAGUGUACUCAGGUGUGUGUACACAGAUCUUCAGAGAGGAGAUUGGGCUUCAGAGUAAAGUGUACUGCUUUGUUCAUCUGAGUGUUCAGGAAUACCUCGCAGCUCUGUAUGUGCACCUGAUGUUCAUGAUAGACAAUAAAAAUGUUCUAAAAAAGAGUCAGGCUUCAGAACAGAAAAAUAAAAAAAUUACAGUUUUAGAUUUCCACAAAUGUGCUGUAGAUGAAGCUUUAAAAAGUCAGACUGGACAUCUGGAUCUUUUCCUUCGCUUUUUUCUGGGUCUUUCACUGGACUCUAAUCAGAAACUCUUACAGGUCUUAGUAACAUGGACAGAAAAAAGCUCCCGGAGCACAAAGGAAACAGUUCAGUACAUUAAGAGGAAGAUCAGUGAAGAGCAUUCUACAGAGAAAUCCAUCAAUCUGUUCCACUGUCUGAAUGAACUGGGUGAUAAUUCUCUAGAGGAAGAAAUCCAACGCUACAUGAACUCUGGAAAACAAAAGAAACUCUCUUCAUCACAGUGGUCUGCUCUAGUGUUUGUUUUACUGACAUCAGCACAGAAGCUGGAAGAAUUUGACCUGAAUAAAUAUAUUAGUCCAGAUAAGAUAACAGAAGCUGUUCUUUUGAAGGUGAUCCCUGUGAUUGCAGCAUUCAGAAAAGCAAUUAUCAGGUGUGAUAAAGUUGGAGUAAAAAAUUGGUCAGGCUUGGUCUCAACACUUUACUCAGAAACCUCCAAUUUGAGAGAGCUGCAUUUGACUGUGAAAACACUAGAUCUGUCCAACAAUCCACUAGGAGACUCAGGAGUAAAGACUCUCUCUACUGUACUGGAGAACUCUCACAGUAAAGUGGAAAGUCUAAGGUUGUAUAAGUGUGGUAUCUCAAAUAAGGGCUGUGCUGCUCUAACUUCAGCUCUGAGAUCAAACCCCUCACACCUGAGAGAACUGGAUCUGUCCUGGAAUAAUCUAGGAGACUCAGGAGUGAAGUGUCUUUGUGCUAUACUGAAGAAUCCUCUCUGUAAACUGGAGACACUGAGGUUGUGGGAUUGUGGUGUCUCAGAUGAAGGCUGUGCUGCUCUGACUUCAGCUCUGAGAUCAAACCCCUCACACCUAAGAUACCUGGAUCUGUCCUGGAAUAAAGUGGGAGACUCAGGAGUGAAGUGUCUUUGUGCUGUAUUGAAGAAUUCUUUCUGUAAACUGGAGACACUGAGGUUGUGUGGUUGUGAUGUCUCAGAUGAAGGCUGUGCUGAUCUGACUUCAGCUCUGAGAUCAAACCCCUCACACCUGAGAGAACUGAAUCUGACUAAUAAUAAUGUAGGAGACUCAGGAGUAAGGUGUCUCUGUGCUGUACUGGAGAAUCCUCACUGUAAACUGGAGACACUGAGGUUGAAGAGUUGUGGUGUCUCAGAUGAAGGCUGUGCCGCUCUGACUUCAGCUCUGAGAUCAAACCCCUCACACCUGAGAGAACUGAAUCUGUCCUUGAAUAUAGUAGGAGACUCAGGAGUGAAGUGUCUCUCUGCUGUACUGGAGAAUCCUCUCUGUAAACUGGAGAAACUGAGGUUGUGUGGUUGUGGUAUUUUAGAUGAAGGCUGUGCUGCUCUGACUUUAGCUCUGAGAUCAAACCCCUCACACCUGAGAGACCUGGAUCUGUCUGAGAAUAAAAUAGGAGCCUCAGCAAAGAAGCUGCUCUCUGCUCUUAAGGAGGAUGAACAUUACAAACUACAGACACUGUGGCAGGAGAUGGAGUCAGACAGAUUCUACAAAAUGUCACAAAUAAAUGCAUGAGAGUGAUUGUAAUGAACAUCUCGUCAUCUCUGCUUUUCACUGUCUCUGGAAGCAAACUUAAUUCUCAAUGGUCAUAUAUGAUCACUAAAAUGAUCGUUUAUGCUACAAAUAUUGUAUUUAAGCAGCCACUUUCCUCACUCUGACACUUCUUCCAGCACCCGACCUCCACACCGUGUCUUCUGUCAUUCCUGUAAAAUUCACCUCAGCUUGUUCUUAAAGUCUGCACUUAAAUCUAAAUGUAGAACAAGAGCUAAAUGACUCAGUAGUGUUGAUUAUUUAAAAAGCUCCAAAGCCUGUGAUUGGAUAAGAGCAGUGAUGUGAUGAGUAAAUAUCUGCUCAUGUUCCUGUUAUAACACAGAUGUUACUAAGAAUGAAGAAAUGUUGAAUGAUUAAUUAUAAACAUUAGAUGAUGAUGUAUGCUGUUGAUCAUGAAGUACCACAGUCCAGUUUAUGGUUAUUAAUACACAUUUAAUAUCCAGAGUGUGAUGAGCAUAUUUGGGUGUUCCUGCAUGUGGGCAUGCCUUAAAAACACAUCAUUUGUUUAGGUACUGUAUAACACAUUAAACAGACACAGAGAUGAGUGAACAAAAACAAGUGGAGUGACACAAGUCAUCAAAUCUGCUAGGUCUGUUAUGAGAUAUAGGAAGCAUUAGCCUUGUUGGCGUCACUGCUUGUCCAAACAAAUUCAUGACCCCAAAUUUAUUGUUGUAUAAUGCAGGUUUGACAUCUUGUGAGAUUAUUCUGUGUUUGUAAUUAGUAUUUUUUUUAAUACUGUAAUAUUUUCUCAUUUUUCUUGCAUGUAUAUUGUAGCUGUUUUGUUGGAUACACAAUUAAAAUUACAUUGUAUUUAACUGCUUACAUUGACCUGAAUAAAUUAAUAAACAUUUGAGAAAAACGUAAUGCAUAAAUAUGUCAGAAUUACUGUUUUAAUUUAAGUAUGUACCUGGAAUGUUGUAGUAAAAUAAUGAUAAAUGAUUAGUUCUUGAUAAAUAUUGUUACAAUACACUAAACAAAUUAUUCAAUGGUUGAAUGUAUUUCACUCUGGGCACAUUUUUUAACGUAAAAAUAUCACAAUUACCGAGUCACUUUGUCUUAUGUUUAGAUGCAAUUAAAAUGUUUAUACUAAAGGAAUCACAGUCUCAUUGAGCCAUAGUAAUUUUGUUAAAGUACAGCUACAUCACACUGAUCUAAUGUAAUACCUUAAAAUCAAACAUACUGUAAGGGACCACCCCUAGAGGGCACUGUGUGCCCCAUAAUUAUGUUUGUAUUUUUUUUUUUUUUGUAGACGCAGUUUCCCAGAGGGCACCUCGGUCAGGUGACGAGGGAGCUCACCUGAACCGAGGUAGCUCAUUAGAUUCAUUAUAAAAAGCUGUUAGUUCUGGGAAACUGCCCCAGUGUAAAAAAAUACACUUUAGUGUAUUACAAAUAUAUUGAAAUCCUCGAUAGUACAUUGUUAAUAUAUAAAAUAUAUUAACACACACAUUAAUACACAG
Messenger RNA from Clarias gariepinus (North African catfish), 4859 nucleotides. Its product is annotated as NACHT, LRR and PYD domains-containing protein 12-like. Gene Ontology annotation, molecular function: protein binding. NCBI's taxonomy places the organism in Eukaryota, Metazoa, Chordata, Actinopteri, Siluriformes, Clariidae. The coding region runs from base 145 to 3366 and encodes 1073 amino acids. The record is from RefSeq and is a predicted model, not a curated record. The transcript is spliced from 13 exons.